Messenger RNA from Pecten maximus, 774 nucleotides. RefSeq names its product vegetative cell wall protein gp1-like. NCBI's taxonomy places the organism in Eukaryota, Metazoa, Mollusca, Bivalvia, Pectinida, Pectinidae. The record is from RefSeq and is a predicted model, not a curated record. The transcript has a single exon. Bases 1 to 774 code for a protein of 257 amino acids.
AUGUUCCAUAAACAAAGAUUAUUGAUCACAGGAUGUGAUGCCCCCCUCCCCACUCCUCCAGACUCCCUAUCAACCCUCCCCCUCCCCACUCCUCCAGACUCCCUAUCAACCCUCCCCCUCCCCACUCCUCCAGACUGUCUAUCCCUCAUCCCCAACCCUCCAUCCUCCCUGUCCCUCACCCCAACCCCCCCAAUCCUCCAGACUCCCUGUCCCCUCCCAACUCUCCACUCCUUCAGAUUCCCUGUCCCUCAUCCCCAACCCCCCAAUCCUCCAGACUCCCUAUCCCUCAUCCCCAACCCCCCAAUCCUCAAGACUCUCUGUCCCCCAUCCCCAACCCCCAAUCCUCCAGACUCCCUGUCCCUCAUCCCCAGCCCCCCAACCCUCCAGACUCCCUGUCCCUCAUCCCCAACCCCCCAAUCCUCCAGACUCCCUAUCCCUCAUCCCCAAUCCUCCAGACUCCCUGUCCCUCAUCCCCAACCCCCAAUCCUCCAGACUCCCUGUCCCUCAUCCCCAACUUCCAAUCAUCUAGACUCUCUGUCCCUCAUCCCCAACCCCCAAUCCUCCAGACUCUCUGUCCCUCAUCCCCAACCCCCAAUCCUCCAGACUCCCUGUCCCUCAUCCCCAACCCCCAAUCCUCCAGACUCCCUGUCCCUCAUCCCCAGCCCCCCAACCCUCCAGACUCCCUGUCCCUCAUCCCCAGCCCCCAACCCUCCAGGCUCCCUGUCCAUCAUCCAAAACCCCCAAUCCUCCAGACUCUCUGUCCCUCAUCCAUAA